Arctia plantaginis is the source of this 1056-nucleotide messenger RNA. The record is from the annotation of a GenBank genome assembly. Lineage: Eukaryota; Metazoa; Arthropoda; Insecta; Lepidoptera; Erebidae.
AUGAGUAAUACAGCUUCUACGCCACUUUUUGCAUGUUCUCGUUGUUUUUCAAGACAUCCUUUCGAGGAAUUAUCAACUGGGGAACAACUUUGUAAGGAAUGUCGUGGCUCAUUCCCUGUUGUUAAGUGCACCUAUUGCCGUUCUGAGUUUCAACAAACAAGUAAAUCUAACACUUCAUCAAUCUGCAAGAAAUGUGAGGCUAACGUAAAGGCAUAUGGCAAACCUACAGCAUGUGAAUACUGCAAUAUCAUUGCAGCAUUUAUUGGUAACAAGUGCCAACGCUGUGCGAACUCUGAGCGGAAAUAUGGGCCUGCCGUUACAUGUGAGCAGUGCAAACAACGCUGCGCAUUUGAUCGCCAUGAUGACAGUAAAAAGGUUGAAGGCAAGUUGCUAUGCUGGCUAUGUACACAGUCGCUUAAAAGAGCACUCGCCAGAACUAAACAGCAUCUCUCUUCUUCUGACAAGCAUAAACAUCGCGGGCACAAGUCUAAAAGCAGUCACAAAGAGAAACGAAAGUCUGAUAUGAUGAAGUCAAUCAACGCUAGUGACUCCUCUCUUAAUGAUUCACAGCCAUUAGAAAAGAAAUCCAAGAUGAACCCUUUGCAAGGUAAGAAAGGUGAAGUGGACCCCAACAGUUCUGAUCACGUUGUUGCGAUGACCCAACUCAAGGAGACUAUUGCAAGUUUACAGAAAAAAGUCCAACAGAAAGACAAUGAAUUACUAUCCAAAGACAAAUUGAUUACAGAAUUGAAGGCUCAGCAUAUGAACAACACGCAAGACAUGCGGAACGAGAUGAAAAACAAGGACCGCCUGAACGAGACAAAAUUUAACUUGAUGAACACGAAGAUCCAGAACUUGCUGAAGGAGGUGGCGACCCUGAGCAAGUCCGCAAAGAAGAACAAAGGGGGGGGGCGCCAGCCGCCCGGCGCUGGGCGGGGCCGAGCACAGCGGCAGCGGCACCGACAGCCCCAGCACCAACUAGACCCCCCCGGGGCUAUUCUUGUGGAGCUGAACUGUGGAAAAUAUUUCCCUCUUAUUUUUUUACUCUACAAAUGA